AUGGCCGGCAGGUUGGCGCUCAGUCAUGCCCAGAAAGUGCAAGCGGCAUCGGCCUAUCGAAGCUUGAUCCGGUCCUCGAAAUUCACCUUCGAAGCCGAUCGUCAAACCUAUCGAGAGUUCCUGAUCCGAGCGAAAGAGCUCUUCUCGACAAAAGUGCUCAACCCAAGCUACCUCCUCUCCAGCCAUCCCGAUCCGAAGGAACUGCCCCCAGAAAAUUCCAACUGUACGCCGCACGAGCUCGUGUUACGCGAUCGGUUCGAACACGAACUCCGCGGGGUCCACGAGCUCUCGAAAUAUCUGACUCGGAAUAUCGUCCAGGGGAAGCACUCUGAUGAUGGACAACGAUUGGUUCUGAGGUUUACCGACAAGACAGAGGUCGGCGAUAACUCGACGAUCAAGAACCCGGCCCCCACGGGCUCCUUCCUCCCGUCUUCGGGAUGUUGCGGAGGCUCGCAUCACUCCGAGUCAUCCACCCCUCCCCCACGACUUAUCUUCAAUACUUAG
Puccinia triticina is the source of this 504-nucleotide messenger RNA. RefSeq lists its product as uncharacterized. The transcript has 4 exons. NCBI's taxonomy places the organism in Eukaryota, Fungi, Basidiomycota, Pucciniomycetes, Pucciniales, Pucciniaceae. Bases 1 to 504 code for a protein of 167 amino acids. The record is from RefSeq and is a predicted model, not a curated record.